UUGCGCAAACAACGCCGCCAAAUCCUCCGCGUCGGGACGUCGCCGUCCAAUCUCAAAGCAAUCAUCAUCAUCAGACAACACCCGCCCGACUCGACUUUGACCUAGCACCACGCCAGUUGUCCUUCUUCUCUUUGCCAGACUUCCCCUUCUCUCGACUGCACACAUGUACCUUCCGUCUUCGGUGCCGAGUAGAUGCUAAUCGAAACCAUACAAACACAUUGCCAACCACCCUCACACGACAGUACCCUCUCGAUCUCCUCGCGAGGGGUCAACCCGCUUCGUCUCCGGUGUAAGGUAUAAUUCUCGACAAUCACGAUCAGGGAGCCACUUCUUCCUUUCUUCGUUCGACCGGCAACCACCUAUCGCCCUCGUGAUCGACCGACUCGACUUUACCGGAUUUGCUCGACAACACCAUAACAUCAACUACACCACAAACCCACGCUCUCUGGCCGUGCUCGCCCCCUCCACCGCCAUGUCGUUUCUCUUCGGCAGGGCUAGGACGAGGCCCGCUGUCGACCUGCCCAAGCAGGCUAGAGAUCAUGUAACGAAGCUCGAAGGUCCAAAUGGUCCCGCCAAGGCUGAAGAGCUCGCCAAGGUACUGAACCAAAUGAAAUUCAUCUUGCAAGGCACACAAGAGUCCGACAGCAGCCCCGAACAGAUAUACCAGCUCGUCACCGGGCUGAUUGAAGAAGACCUCCUAUACCUCCUUGCUGUGAACCUCUGGCGUCUGCCAUUCGAGUCUCGUAAAGAUACACAAGUAAUCUUCUCCUACGUUUUCCGCUUCCGCCCGCCCACCGCCUCUCCAAAAAGCGACCCUCUAGCCUUGUCCUACGUUGUCAAUAAUCGCCCGCAAGUACUGCUCGAAUUAUGUCGAGGUUAUGAACACAAGGAGAGCGCAACGCCUGCCGGUACCGUUCUUCGCGAGGUCCUGAAGUCGGAGGCCGCUGCCGCCAUCAUUCUGUACGACGACGACGACGAGUCUGGGUCUAGUAGCAAGGGCAUCAAUCUCAUAGACAGGGACCGUCGGCAGAGCGGUAACGGCGUCUUUUGGAGGUUUUUUGACUGGGUCGACAAGAGCUCCUUCGAAGUGGCGGCAGAUGCUUUCACGACAUUUCGGGAACUGCUCACGAAACACAAGGAGCUGGUUCCGAGAUACCUGUCGGUCAACUUUGAUCUAUUCUUCGACAAGUAUAACAACAUCCUCGUACAAUCCAACAGCUAUGUUACCAAGCGGCAGUCUAUCAAACUCCUUGGCGAAAUCCUGCUGGACCGAUCGAACUACAGUGUUAUGACCGCCUACGUCGAUCGCGGGGAGCACCUCAAGAUAUGCAUGAAUCUUCUGAGAGACGAUCGCAAAAUGGUGCAGUACGAAGGCUUUCACGUCUUCAAGGUCUUCGUAGCGAACCCGCAUAAGUCAAUUGCCGUGCAGAAGAUCUUGCUGAUGAACCGGGAAAAGCUACUUACGUUCUUGUCCCAUUUUUUGGAGGACAGAACCGAUGACGAGCAAUUCAUCGACGAGAGAGAGUUCUUGAUCAAGCAGAUUAGAAACAUGCCGCCAAAUCCGGUGGCGCCUCAGAGGCAUGGUAUGUCGGGUGGUGGCUAGAUC
Molecule: messenger RNA, 1606 nt
Organism: Colletotrichum destructivum
Lineage: Eukaryota; Fungi; Ascomycota; Sordariomycetes; Glomerellales; Glomerellaceae
Product: Putative armadillo-like helical protein
Exons: 4
Coding region: 473-1603 (376 amino acids)
Biological process (GO): intracellular signal transduction
Molecular function (GO): protein serine/threonine kinase activator activity
Source: RefSeq, a predicted model, not a curated record